AUGCCUCGUAAGUCUGAUAACACUACAGAGGCUAGAGAUGGAGGAAAUACUGUAGGAGUCAGUGGUGGAUUAGGGGCAGGCGGGAUAAGUACCAAGGAAGCUGGCGUGUCCAUUGAUGACCAUACUCUUCCAAAAUCUAUAGUAACUCGCCUUGCCAAAGGUGUGCUCCCGCAAAACACCAGUGUUCAGAAAGAUGCCAUCCUUGCUCUUUCUAAAGGCGGCACUGUAUUCAUCAACUACCUUUGUGCAACAGCAAACGACACAGCUAAAAACCAUGGAAGGAAAAUGAUCAAUCCCAAAGAUAUUCUCGAGGCCAUGCAGAUGAUGGAGUUUGACGACUUUGUUCCUCGCUUGGAGGCUGAACUAGCUAAAUUCAAUGAACUUGCUGCCGAGAAGCGUGCAGCAGCAAAAAAGCCUUCAAAAUCCAAGGAUUGUGUUGCUAUAUCAGGAUCCGGUGCCGUUAAGCAUUCGCCCUCCGAGUCCUCACAUAAUGGGAAUGAUUCCCCCCCAGCGCCCAAGAAGAUGCGUGUAGGUGCGACUACAGACUCCGGAACGAGUCAAUCAAAGAGCACUGGACAUAUAACGAAUUCUGUUCCUGUUAGAGGGUGGGGGGACGAGGAAGAGGAAGAGGACGAGGAGAUAGGAGAUGAAGAAGAGGACGAUAUUGACGAGGCAGAGGAAACCGAGUCUGAAGCAUUGGACGAAGAAAGUGACGAAGCUCCUGAAGAGGUCGAUGGAAGAAAUGGCCAGGAUGAGGAGGACGAAGCACUUGAUAACGGCAUCGAUAGUGAUUAG
Morchella sextelata is the source of this 795-nucleotide messenger RNA. RefSeq lists its product as uncharacterized. Gene Ontology annotation, biological process: leading strand elongation; DNA damage response; heterochromatin formation. The transcript is spliced from 4 exons. The coding region runs from base 1 to 795 and encodes 264 amino acids. Gene Ontology annotation, cellular component: epsilon DNA polymerase complex; CHRAC. Lineage: Eukaryota; Fungi; Ascomycota; Pezizomycetes; Pezizales; Morchellaceae. Gene Ontology annotation, molecular function: chromatin DNA binding; protein heterodimerization activity. The record is from RefSeq and is a predicted model, not a curated record.